This is a messenger RNA of Electrophorus electricus (electric eel), 1491 nucleotides long. RefSeq names its product regulator of microtubule dynamics 1 (gene rmdn1). The record is from RefSeq and is a predicted model, not a curated record. Gene Ontology annotation, cellular component: spindle microtubule; cytoplasm; mitochondrion. NCBI's taxonomy places the organism in Eukaryota, Metazoa, Chordata, Actinopteri, Gymnotiformes, Gymnotidae. Gene Ontology annotation, molecular function: microtubule binding.
UUAAGCUGCAGUUUGAUCCAGCUGGCUAGCUUUGAGUCGCUCUUUAGCUGCAAGUCAAGUGAAUUGAAGAAGCAUGUCUAUUCGGUUAUUUGUACGGGGUGCGAUUAGACACCUGAAGAACAGAAUCACGAACCCGCAAUACGGGACUUUUCGGAGGACCACAACGACAGUUAAAAACUCUGCACUCCUGCUUGCUCUACCUCCACUCUCUUAUCUGGGAUAUGAAGCAUAUAAGAGGAUGUCUAGUGUAGGUGCAGUCUUUGCACUUGACAGAGCUGAAGAAGUUCUAGAGCAAGCUGAUUACUUAUACAGUUGUGGAGAGACAGAGAAACUUUACCAGCUCCUGCUGCAGUAUAAGGACAGCGAUGACGCGGAGUUCCUGUGGAGGCUGGCACGGGCUUUACGUGAUCUCUCCAUACUGCCCAACAUCGUGUCUGAGCAGAAGAAAAAACUCACCUACGAAGCUUUUGAAUACAGCAAGAAGGCACUGGAGAAAAACAAAUCUUGCUUUGCUGCACACAAAUGGUAUGCUAUAUGCCUAAGUGAUGUAGGAGAUUAUGAAGGGAUCAAAGUUAAAAUUGGAAAUUCCAUCAUCAUUAAGGACCAUUUGAAGAUGGCUAUUGAGUUAAAUCCAAAAGAUGCAACAUCUAUCCAUAUCUUGGGUUAUUGGCACUACGCCUUUGCAGAGUUGCCAUGGUACCAGCGCAAAAUAGCGGAGGUCAUCUUUGCCUCCCCACCGACGGCUACUUAUGAAGAGGCUCUGACAUAUUUCCUGAAAGCUGAGGAAGUUGACCCAAACUUCUACAGCAAGAAUCUGCUUAUGCUUGGGAAGACGUACAUGAUGCUUAAUGAGCAGAAGGCGGCAGUUGAUUGGCUCCAGAAAGCAAGGGACCAUCCUGCCAUCUCAGAAGAAGACAAACAGGUUCAUAAGGAAGCACUUGAUUUGCUUAAGAAACUAAGUGGCUGAUUAAUGGUGAGCCAUGAAUAGGAUCAUUAUUAUAUAAAUGUGAAUCUUAUACCCUGCGUCUAAUUCAGGGUUUUUUUUUCCCUUACAUUUUUAAAAAAAUGUAUUAAUCAGUUAUAUUAAAUUUGAGAACUUUAGAUCAUAAGGCAGAUACGUGUUCCAGAGAUAGUUACAGUUGGUUCCAAAAUUCUCACACCCACAAGUUUUGAUUCAAGAUGUCCUCAGGAUAUUUUACAAGUUAGAUAUUUUAAUAUACUUACCCAAAUUGAUAUUUAUAUAGCAGCAAGUAGCCUGCCAGUAGUUACAUGAAGUCUUCUACCAAUAGUUGCUAUAAACACUGUAAAACCAUUUGAAGUUACUCUGCUGGAAUUUUUAUGAAGUUUAGUGCUAGAAUCUCCCUUAAGUAUCUUCAUCCUGAGUGUAAUAUAUGCUUUUUAUUGUAAUGUUAAUUACAAUGAGCUCUGAGGGGAAUCAAAGAGCCUCACGUUAGUUGGAGAUUGCAAAAUUAAAGCCAUUUUACCAUUUUC